AACCAAAAUGUUGCAGAGAACAUUGAUUCUUGUUUGAAGUUCAAACAAUACCAAUUAUAAACUUUACCGCUGCGAAUCCAACGAUCGAGGAAGGGAUUGUUAAUACUUCAGUGAAGCCAAUGCUAAAAUCUUUGAUCAAUUUUGUGUUUGCUCCAUCCAUCCGUUACAGCAGAUAAAAGUUUUAAACCGACUUCCAUUGACUGGCUUUUGCGAUGAUCGCCUGAAGUGGUACUCGAGUGUUUUCAUUCAAAUACUUGAAACUAAGUUUGAGGAACUUGUUUCUCUAGGAUUUCACUGCGCUGAAUGCUAACAAGUGGAUGAUUAUUGAACUCAUGCUGUUCAAUAAUUUCCGGCGACCGAUUCCACGUUUUCGAUAAUCUGGGCAUUUGGAAAUGCUGGACGAUUUCGUACCGAACCCUGAAUCGGCUAAUUCCUGCUGUAAAAGAUGGAAAGAUAAGUGCACCGAGGUAGAAGAGAAGAGAAAUGCUUUACGGCAGGCAGUCAAGCUCCUUCAGCAACAAAUCAAUAGGAUUCAGGCGGAGAAUCUUAAUCUUAAAAAAGGAUAUGAGGAGGAGAAGGCUGGAGCUUCCAUUGAGAGAGAGGGAAAAGAAAAAGAAUCCGCUAUUAGAGUUUCUUUGGAGAGGGAAAUUUUGGACUUGAAAUCUCACAUUUCUUCAUUGAGACAAAACGAUGUAGAUGCAGUUAAAGUUUGUAGGGAAGUAGAGCAUCUUAAUGCUCUUGUUGCUGAGGGUAAGAAGGAAAUCAGCCAUCUAAACGAACUUCUAGAGACAGAGAAGAGAAAGACAGAUGCUGAAAGGAAAAAUGCUGAAGUGAGGAAAGAGGAGGCUGCUCAAACUUUGAAAUCAGUUAGGAUUGAAAGGAGUAAGGGUAGUGACUUAAGGAAGCUUCACAAAACUGAAUUGGAUAAGGUUAAAGAAUGCAGACAACAGCUAGAGAUGUUAAAAAAAGAAUAUGAAGAAACAAAGUUAAAGUUGGAAAGCGAAACAUCUAAACUAAUUGAGGUUAAAAAAGGCCUAGAGAUAGAAAAGCGAAGGACUUCCAAAGAGAGAGAGCGUGCAAAUUCCGAAAUGUCUAAAGCACAUGCUUCAAGGGUGCAAGCUGAAGCAAACAGGAAGCAGGCUGAGGAAGAACAAUCUAAGGCUGAAAACUUAUUUCAGCAAUUGGAAAGAAAGACUUGCAAGAUUGAGGAAUUGCAGAAGCAGGUCAAAGAACUUCAGACCUUGAAAACUUUUAUUGAAUCUUGUUGUGGCCAACAUGACGAGAAAACUGAUGGUAAGGCUGUGGAAAAGAAUGUUAAACCUUGGUUGGAAGUGAUACAGAAAAAUGCAAAUGAAUUAAAGUUGGCUUUUGAGUUUUUGAAGGAUAAGGAGGUUAACAUAAUGCAUAAGAUGGAUGGAGAUCUGGUGAUUAUGAAGGAGAAGCCAGUGGAUUCCAACAUAAUGAAAUCAUCAGAACUGAAAAAACAUUUAGAGAUUUAUCGCAAGAAGGCCAUGGAUGAACAAUGCCGUGCCGAUAAAUUGGCUCUCGAGUUGGAAGAAAAGAAAAGGAAAGUUGAGAAACUUCAAAAGAAUUUACGUGAAUUAAAGUCUUCUAGGAAAUUAGUUGAUGCAUCUGCUGUUUCUUUUGAACAUGCCAUGAGUUCUGAACGUGCAGAAAUGAAGCUGUUGAAAAAAAAGCUAAAGUUUGAGAAGACGCGAUUGAAACAUGCUAGAGAAGUGGCUAACUUGGAAAAUACGCAUCAUUCCAUUAUUCAGCAUGAACUGGGUCGUUUUAAACUAAAGUUUGUUCAGCUGUCAAACUACUUGGACAACCUACAUAAAUUUGCCUCUACUGGUGCUAAGGGUAAUGAUGACUUGGAAAAGACAAAGAAUGCUGAGAACUUGCGAAGUUUGUAUGCAGAUAAGAAUCUACAUGCUAUAGAGCCUUUCAAAACUUGGUUGCCUGAUACUUUCAGGCAGACUACCCCACAACAUGACGCUCCAUUGCUUCCUUUAUCUGGAGGGAAUCAUGUCACAUCUUUAUCAGGUAUUGAAUCUAGGUUGGAGGCUCAUCCUGUAAACUCUGACAGAAAAAUGUUCCAAAGUUGUGCAGUCAAUUCAAGUACGGCAUCUUUUUCUGAUGGUCAGUUGGCCGGCUCACAGGAAAAGGCCGGUCUUUGUUUGACAGCAGCGAAAUUGGUUGGAGAGAACUUGAUUAUGAAACCAAAAAUAUCCAAUGUAUCUGGUGAAGUUAGUGAGAUGAAAGACAAUGAAAUUGCUAGGAUGGCAGAAAAUAGUGUCAGAAGUCCUAUUAAAAAUCAUGUUGGAAGAGCUAACGAAAAACAACAAAAGAGAAAAAGGACCAUUGAAGCUGUUGAAAACAUUGAAUGUUUAUAUCAUGAGAGUAGAAAAAUACAUUCUCAGAUUGAAGAGAAGUUGUCUCUUUUGCAUGCUUUAAACAGCCCUACAGAGAAGCCCUUAGAAAAGAGGGGACAUGUAAUAUCAAACGUGUUUCAAGAUCCUUCUGCUGAUAAGAAGGCCCGGAAGAAGAGAAAGACUUUGUGCCCGAAGAAAACAAGGGAACAGUUGCUUGAUGAUAACGAGAUGGAGACUCAAGUUAACAUUGAAGUUCGUGCGCUUGAAAGUUUUGGUAGACAACCUUCUCAACCUGUCAGCAAACUUACAGACAAUUUGCAGCCUUGUUCAGAGGAACUUAAUAAUUCUGCCAUAAGUGAACUUCAAACCCUGGGAACUCUUGGGAAUAUAUCAGAUGGAGACUAUAUGAAAUUGCUAGAUUUGGAUAGUGCCGCUGAUGAGGAAUGCUACAGGAGAGCAAUGGAAAUGCCACUGUCCCCUUCACUUCCAGAUAUUUAUAUUCCUGGCGCUGAAACAUCUACUUUGAAUGAAUUUGAGCCUUUACUAGAUGAACGCCAUGAAGAAGGUCAGCCACAAUUGCAUAGCUAUGAUGUCAUGGAUGUUGAGAUCAAGUCCAAUUAUACCCAACACUGCAACUCUGGCUUGUUAGGAGAUAUUCAUAGCAGUAAACGUCAUCUUGAUCCAUGUUUUAUGCAAGGGAGACAUGGGAGUGAUCUUUGCGACAUUGUACAUGCAGAAGAAAACUGUCUUGAUCAGAUUGGGAUUACUGUAGAGAAGCCUGGGACAAAUGUUCCUCUUUCUGGCUGUGAAGGGGUGGGAGCAUCAGCAAUAAAAUCUGGAACCCUGGACAACUCUAUCCCUGAUUUUUGUGUCCUUUUCUCUAAUACAAAAGACUGCCGCAGCAUCUCCAGAAUUUUUUCAGCAACUAAGGCUUGUUCAAAGAGGAGUUCUUUGACUAGUAAAAAAGAGUGGAUGGUGCAAGAGAUCUUGGCUUCCCUUAACAUGGAGCAUAAACUUUUACCAAUGGAGAAGGCUUGUGUUUUCUUUUCCUUGUUGCUGCUCAACUUCAAUGUUGUUGCUGUGCAUAAAUAUGGGAACUUUCUGAACUGCAAUACCUACUUGGAUUCAUUUUCGGGGCACAUAUGUGAAGCAAUGCUUGAUGUGGAAAUAAGAAGCUUGUUUACUGAAUUGCUCUGUUUGGAUGAGUUACUUGCCCUCAUAGAAGACUUCAUAAUAGAUGGACGGAUCUUAUCAUGUAUUGAUGCCUCUUUGGAGACAUCGAUUGAGGGUGUUUUGAGGGUGAAUAUCUCUGUUGACGGUGUAAACAGAGCAUUGUCACUGACACCAGCAUCAACGAACUAUUUGAUCGCAGGGAGUUCCAUACUGGCAUCAAUUUCUAAAGCAGUUCAUCGUACUGGUUUUCUUUGGGAGGUAUCAUACAGUAUUUUAAGGAUCUGCAGGUAUGAGUCUUCAUUGGUGUUAACAAUGUUGCAUAUUUUUGCACAUAUUGGUGGAGAUCAGUUUUUCAGUUUGGAAGGUUACUCUACUCUGAUGGCUGUCUUGAAAUCAAUAAUCACGCAUCUUGAGGUGGUCGGAUCAUCAGAUGAUGCUUCUUUCACCCCACCCAAAGGAAAUUGUAGAACAGAGUUUGUUCAAUGCGCUUAUUGCCCCUUUUCAGCUAACAUUAUGUCUAUGCCCAUGGCUGUGUCAUUUCUAUUGCGAUUAAUUCAUAAGAAUGCAUUGGCUGAAGAUUUAGAAAAUCCAACUGGUUCAAUAAAUCCAGAAUCCUUGUCCGAGAAGAAUAUAGCCAACCAGAUUCCUUGUGAAAAUUUAAGUGGUCAAGAGGUCCAUCCAGCAUUGUAUUUGGACUGUGAUGCAUCUUGUUGUUUAAAAAAGUAUAGGGUGUCUGAUGAUGAUUCAUGGUCUCUCUUCAAUCCCACACUGUGUGAUAUUACCGAUGCCAUCUCAUUGGUUGAACUGCUAGCAUGCUACAUGGGCUGGAAUUGGACAUUCGCUAACAUUAUCUCUCAGCUGCUGGAAUUUUUGAAGUCAUCAGUUAAGGAGAGUCUUCCAUUUGUGAUUCUUCUGGGUCAACUUGGGAGGUUUGGUGUGGCUACUGGAGGCUUCGAAGACGGAGGAGUUAAGAUCUUGAGAUCUAAUUUGUCAGCCUUUCUUUGCCUGGACACUACCAUUAAAUCUGGUCUUUGUGUUCAAAUUGCCGUUGUUUCUGCCUUAUUAGGUCUUCUCCCUUUUGAUUUUGAAACAAUCAUUCAAGAUGAAGUAGGCUAUCCAGCCUCUUUGAAUCAAUAUGGUGAGGUUAACUUAAUAAAGACGUGGUUUUCUUUCCUAAGCCCAAAACAGAAGGAGUUGUCUUGCAACACUUUACAAGUUGCUGUUUGCAGUGUGAGCUGAUAUUUGAUUUCCUUUCACGAUGCAACCUUAAACCAACUGAGGUUGCGACCUAUUUUUCAGGCAUGGACAAGUAAGAGCAAUCACAACCAAUUUUUGAGGAUUCAACUACCUGUAGAUAUUUAGGGAAAUUGAGGAUCUGUCCAUAUCGGUAGCUUAGUCUAGUUUUCUUUUACAUUUUAAAGAGGGAGAGGGUACAUAUACUUUUAUGUACUGUAUUUACGUGUGGAUAUGAUCAAGUUUUGUAAAUUAUCAUGGUAAUUUCCAGUUUUAGAAAAUUUGGCGUUCGACUUGCACUCAUGUAGUCUUCGGUCUGAUUUGUGGCCAUAUACUCUUACUGUUCAAGUGACAAAGAAACAAGGAAAUCAAUAGUCGUUGAGUUGUAUCUAAAAGAUUAGGCGUAAUCUGUUGGUACCUGCUGAUCCAUCGAGUUUGCACUUUUUUGAAACUUAUAGACAAUGUUACACAAAUGGAGGAACACAAAUGACCAACCAACCAACGGGACCUUCAUACAGUCACCAGCGACCAACUUUCAACCGGUCUCUUUGAAUGGCCCCAGAAGAUCUGUAGGUUUCUGAGUUAAUUUUUAAGUACUUACAAUUGGUCUUGAAUAUACAAGUCAAGUUAUUUGUUAGUCUUAGAAAUUAAUUCAAUUUAGUUCAGUGCUUGGUGUUAUGAGCAGAUAGGAGUUAUUGAUGUAUCAGAGUUCAGAUGACUCAUUAAUGUUUCAAUGAACGGUUGAGGUUUGUAGAGACAAAA
This is a messenger RNA of Cucurbita maxima (winter squash), 5543 nucleotides long. Its product is annotated as protein MLP1-like. NCBI's taxonomy places the organism in Eukaryota, Viridiplantae, Streptophyta, Magnoliopsida, Cucurbitales, Cucurbitaceae. The record is from RefSeq and is a predicted model, not a curated record. The transcript has 10 exons. The coding region runs from base 393 to 4787 and encodes 1464 amino acids.